CACAGAUAAAAAAUAAAGUCACUUUGAAAGGGACACUUUUGGAAGUCAGGAAAGCCAUUGAAAUAACUAAUUUAACUAACUUUUCCAUUUGAUUGAAUUUAUCUACCCUUACACCUCAGACAUAUCUCUUCUUCCCUUUUCUUCUCCCUUUCUCCCAAAAUUCAACCAAAUCUCAUACAUUUCAUACAUACAAUGAUGCAUCCUACAAUUCCUUGAUCUCUCACUACACAAAAUGAUGCAUCCUACAAUUCUUUGAUCUCUCACUACACAACAUGGCAUCUGAAAAGUCUGAAGAUGAUUCUGAAAAAUGGGUUCUUGAGAAGAUACACAUUGAUGACAUGGCUGAUGUGCAGAUGGAAGAUGGCAAGAAGCCGAUUUCCUCGUCCACGUCUCGGUCCAGCAGUUUGAGGCAGAGGAAGGCGGCUGCGAGCUCCGGCCCUAAGAUGGGGAGGAUGGAAUCCGGUGCCAAGAGAGGCCUAAUGAGCCUCCGGUUUCUUGACAGGGCCAAGACCGGGAAGGAGGAGGACGCGUGGAGGGCUAUUGAGAAGCGUUUCCACCAGAAUUCUGUCGAUGGCAUGCUGUUUAAGGACAAGUUUGGUGCCUGCAUUGGGAUGGGAGACAGCAAGGAGUUCGCGGGGGAGCUGUUUGAGGCGCUGGCAAGGCGUAGAAACGUCGCCACUACUGAGAAAGGGAUAGACUUGCUGCAGCUGAGGAAGUUUUGGGAAGACAUGACUAAUCAAGACUUGGACACAAGACUCCACAUUUUCUUUGACAUGUGUGACAAGAAUGGUGAUGGGAAGCUAUCAGAGGAUGAGGUCAAAGAGGUUCUAGUGAUGAGUGCAUCGGCAAACAAGCUGUCGAAAUUCAAGCAAGAAGCCGCGACGUAUGCUGCAUUGAUCAUGGAGGAGCUAGAUCCUGAUAAUCAAGGAUAUGUAGAGAUGUGGCAACUUGAGGCUCUGCUGAGAGGCAUGGUUGGCUCAGAAGAAACCCAAAGAUCAGACAGGAAAGCAGACACGCUGGCAAAGACGAUGAUCCCGAAAGAAUACAGGACACCCGUGAGCCGGUUCCUGAGCAAGAGCAAGGAGACAUUCAUGGACAACUGGAAAAAGAUUUGGGUGAUCAUGCUAUGGCAGGGCACAAACAUCUCCAUCUUCACUAUGAAGCUCAAUGAGUUUCAGCACAGAGCCGCCUUCCAAGUCCUCGGAUACUGCCUCUGCUUCGCCAAGGCUGCAGCUGAGACGGUCAAGUUCAACAUGGCCCUCAUCCUCGUGCCCGUGUGCAGGAGGACUCUCACAAGGCUGCGCGAGACAUUCCUAGGCCGGGUCAUCCCCUUUGAUGAGAACAUCAACUUCCACAAGAUGGUCUCCGGGGAGGUCAUGUUGGGCACUGUGGUUCACAUCAUAAUGCACACGAGCUGCAACUUCGUCAAGAUAUCCAGCUGCCCUAAGGACCAGUUUGACACCAUCUUCGGACCCGUGUUCAAUUACAAGCAGCCCACUUACAUGGAGCUCUUGUUCAGUAUUGAAGGGGUUACCGGCAUGAUCAUGAUAGUCUUGAUGCUCUACGCGUUUGUGUUGGCCACGCACUCGUUUAGGAGGAACGUGGUUAAGCUGCCCGGCCCGUUCCAUGUCUUGGCCGGCUUCAAUUCCUUCUGGUAUGCUCACCAUCUGCUGGCUCUGGUUUACAUGCUCUUGCUUGUCCAUGGAUGGUUCCUUUUCCUCACCCCGGAGUGGUAUAAGAAGACGACAUGGAUGUAUGUUUCUGUGCCAAUGCUCAUCUACACCACUGAGAGAAUCCUCACUCUCUAUGACAGAAACUUCAAAGUUGAGAUCAAUAAGGCUGUGAUAUAUACUGGAAAUGUGUUAGCCCUUUACAUGAGCAAGCCUCAAGGCUUCAAAUACAAGAGUGGAAUGUACCUAUUUGUCAAGUGUCCUGAUAUAUCAAACUUUGAAUGGCAUCCAUUCUCCAUCACUUCUGCACCAGACGACGACUAUCUAAGCGUGCACAUACGCACGUUGGGGGACUGGACAACGGAGCUCAAGAAUCGGUUUGAGAAGGCAUGUGAGCCUCAAUCUGUGAAGCAAAGCAGGGGAGAUCUAGUGAGAAUGGAGACCAAGGCAUACACAGAAGAAACAACACAAGACAGAUCUUUUUUCCCAAGAAUCGUCGUUAAAGGGCCUUAUGGGGCGCCAGCACAGGAUUACAAGAAAUACGACAUCCUUCUGCUCGUUGGUUUAGGCAUCGGAGCCACCCCAUUCAUCAGCAUCAUCAAGGACAUAGUGAACAACGAGUCACGCUCGGUGGUGCCAGAUGAUCUGCCUGGGGACAAGCAUGGUCCAGAGAGAGCUUACUUCUAUUGGGUCACACGGGAGCAAGGCUCGUUCGACUGGUUCAAAGGCGUUAUGGACGACAUUGCAGAAUACGACCACCAUCAUAUCAUAGAGAUGCACAACUACCUGACAAGCAUGUACGAGGAAGGAGAUGCUCGUUCAGCACUGAUAGCGAUGGUGCAGUCGCUGCAACACGCCAAGAAUGGAGUGGACGUCGUCUCAGAGAGCAGGAUAAGGACUCAUUUCGCGCGGCCCAACUGGAGAAAAGUCUUCACACAUUUAGCCACUGUGCAUCCUUCUAGCAGGAUAGGAGUGUUCUACUGUGGGAGCCCGACUCUAACGAAGCCACUCAAGAAGCUCUGCCAAGAAUUCACCAUGAAUUCAUCUACUCGCUUCCAUUUCCACAAGGAGAACUUCUAGAUUUUUACACGAUUUAUAGAUUUAGACAGCGUAACUCUUCAUUUAUACGUCGUUGAAUCUUUUUUAUUUGCAUUAUCAGAUGUGCAUUCUCAUUUCCAAUCU
Salvia miltiorrhiza (redroot sage) is the source of this 2852-nucleotide messenger RNA. RefSeq names its product putative respiratory burst oxidase homolog protein H. The record is from RefSeq and is a predicted model, not a curated record. Gene Ontology annotation, molecular function: NAD(P)H oxidase H2O2-forming activity; peroxidase activity; calcium ion binding. The transcript has 12 exons. Lineage: Eukaryota; Viridiplantae; Streptophyta; Magnoliopsida; Lamiales; Lamiaceae. The coding region runs from base 273 to 2750 and encodes 825 amino acids. Gene Ontology annotation, cellular component: plasma membrane.